Aspergillus caelatus is the source of this 742-nucleotide messenger RNA. RefSeq lists its product as uncharacterized. Lineage: Eukaryota; Fungi; Ascomycota; Eurotiomycetes; Eurotiales; Aspergillaceae. Bases 87 to 611 code for a protein of 174 amino acids. The transcript has 3 exons. The record is from RefSeq and is a predicted model, not a curated record.
AAACCACAUACGUACCUCCAAAACACCACCAAGCAGGUUCGAAUGAUCGUUCUAGAAUCCUCCAAAACCUGGCCCAGAUAGAAGAUAUGCACAAAUCCAUUUUAACGCGUACAACACUUCUACAUCUCAUCCUAAACCCACUCCUGACGAUCCCGACGCGCGCCUCGACCACAAUCGCACCUGCGACAAUUCUCUAUCAAAGACCAAUCCGUACACCGAUUGCCUACCCCCAGUGUCCCUCCAACCUCUAUCAAGGAAAGCCCUACUCCACAAUGUCAUCGCCCACUGAGCAAACCCAACAACAACAACCCGAGAAUGCCGCUACCGACUCCGCCACCGAAAAGAAACCAGAGCAAUACCUCGCUCUUCCCGACUCCAGCAGCGCCGAUCAGACACAGCAGCUUGAUGUCAGCGGUGAUGGGUCGACAGUGAAAUUGGAUCACUUGGGUCCGUUGGUGGUCAACCAGGAUGGGACGUUAUCACGGAUCGCGAACUGGGCGCAGAUGACGGAGAUGGAGAAAAAGAAUACGUUGCGGGUACUAGGGAAGAGAAACAAGCAACGGAUGGAGGCACUAAAGGCUGCUCAGGGUGCGCAGGACGAGGGCAAUUAGGCCCAGGGAGCGGUGGGAGGGUUGCUAGUUCUACAGAGUAGGAGUUACGGACUUGUGCUUUAGGCUUCGCAUAAAGUUACAGAUUUUAAUAAGCUCUACACGAUGAGAGCUGCUCAGAUAUAUCGAUGUUA